AUGCAGAGCUUCUCAGGCCCAAGUCCUUACGACAUCCACCUUGCCACUUCGGAAGAGCUUGUGUCUGGUCUCGGCCAAGGACGCUAUACCAGCGUCGACCUCGUCAACGCCUACAUUGGUAGGACGCGAGAAGUGAAUGGAGCUCUUCGUGCCGUCAUGGAGUUGAACCCGGAUGCCAAGUCUAUCGCUGCAGAACUUGAUUCGGAGAGGGCGCGAGGUCAACUGCGAGGGCCUUUACAUGGUCUUCCGGUUCUGGUCAAGGGAAACAUGGGCACGCGAGAUCGGAUGCAGACCAACGCUGGCUCUUACGCACUGCACGAUUCCGUCGUCCCGGCCGACUCGACCGUCGCCCGCAAGCUCCGAGAACACGGCCUGGUCAUCCUGGGCAAGGCAAGCCUGACGGAGUGGUCCAUGUUUCGCUCCGACAAUUCGUCUCAUGCUUGGAACGCCGUCUUGGGUCAUACAUACGGUGCCUACUGUCCCAAGCAGUGUCCGGGGGGGAGCUCCGGCGGAGGCGCGGUGGCGGCGGAUCUCGGCCUCGCUUGGGCGACACUCGGGACCGAGACGUCGGGAAGCAUCGUGAGCCCGUGCGAGAGAAACAAUGUUGUCGGCAUCAAGCCAACCGUGGGACUGACGUCCCGAUACUUGGUCGUUCCAGUCAGCGAGCAUCAGGACUCUGUUGGCCCGAUGACUCGGACCGUCAAGGAUGCCGCCAAGUUGUUGCAAGUCAUUGCCGGAGCGGACCCCCGGGACAGCUAUACUUUGGCAUCGCCAUUCAAGGGGCCACCUCCCGACUAUCCGGCGGCUUGCAGGGCAUCCGGCCUCCGAGGGAAGCGCAUCGGCAUCGCUCGCAAUGUCUUGGAAGAAUCGCACCACGAGGUUUGGCACGUGCUAGAGACGUUUGAAAACGCCGUGUCCAUCAUGGCCAAGGUAGGGGCAACGAUUGUCGAUAACGCCGACUUUACAGCGUAUAGCCGGUGGAAGAAGCUCAAGCAUAAUCCAGUCACCCGAGCAGACUUUGCGACCAACAUAUCGCAAUACCUAAGCAGGCUGGAGAAGAACCCACACAAUAUUCACAACAUCCAUGACCUUUGCGCCUUCACCCGCAGCCACCCCAAAGAGGAGUUUCCGCGCCGCAACACGGCCAACUGGGACACGGCCAUCGAGGCCAAGAUGAGCAACACUUGCCCGCUCUUCGACGCCAUCUACCAGGAGAACCUCUUUCUCGGCGGGGAAGGUGGCAUCAUCGGUGCCCUGGAGCGGCACGGCCUGGACGCUGUCAUCCUGCCAUCGGCGGUGGCGUAUUCCAUCCCCGCCCUCGUCGGGACGCCCAUUGUCACCGUCCCCCUGGGUGCGGCUUCGGACCUUGUUCCGUUCGAAACUGAGGCGGGAUGGGAUGCGGUUGAGAAGGGACCGGGAAUCCCCUUUGGCAUCAGCUUUCUCGGGCGCAGGUGGAGCGAGGAGACACUGAUAGAGAUGGCCUUCGCUUUCGAGCAGCAGACCUUGGUCCGGGAUUCCGUCAACAGGCAUGUCACGCCUCGUGUAGACUUGGCUGACUAUAUAGAUGAACCUUGA
Hirsutella rhossiliensis is the source of this 1575-nucleotide messenger RNA. RefSeq names its product amidase domain-containing protein. The coding region runs from base 1 to 1575 and encodes 524 amino acids. NCBI's taxonomy places the organism in Eukaryota, Fungi, Ascomycota, Sordariomycetes, Hypocreales, Ophiocordycipitaceae. The record is from RefSeq and is a predicted model, not a curated record. The transcript is spliced from 6 exons.